Molecule: messenger RNA, 3016 nt
Organism: Coccinella septempunctata (seven-spotted ladybird)
Lineage: Eukaryota; Metazoa; Arthropoda; Insecta; Coleoptera; Coccinellidae
Gene: Eyg
Product: paired box protein Pax-6-like
Exons: 5
Coding region: 1109-2599 (496 amino acids)
Biological process (GO): anatomical structure development; regulation of transcription by RNA polymerase II
Molecular function (GO): RNA polymerase II cis-regulatory region sequence-specific DNA binding; DNA-binding transcription factor activity, RNA polymerase II-specific
Source: RefSeq, a predicted model, not a curated record
GUUGAAAGAGACGAAGAAAUUCGGGAUUUCUCCUAUACGAAAAGGGUUCACAUCUGAAUAAUGAAUCAUAAACAAUGAAUUAUAAAUUCGCGACAUUUAUUUUUGACAUACGUUCACUUGGCGUGAACAAUUAUAUAAACAGAGAUUCUUACCGAUCAGUUUCGGAUGUUAGGAAUGAAAAGUAUAAUCACCAAGUUUGACACGUGUAUACUUAGUGUAGGUAUAACAUUUUGAAGUGUGAAAUACGAGAGGUGAAUGUGUCGAGAAGGGACUUGGAUAAAAGCAAUGUUAAACAUUUCAAGUGGUUAUAAAUUUUACGAAAAUUAUAUUUCGCGUUGCACGGUUGUUCGAAAAAACUAUUAACUGUUAAAAAAAUCGUGAAGUGGUAUGAAUCACCAAGAAACAGAGAACCUGGUCCACUUGAGUGAGGUGAUAUCGGCCAAGAUAAAGCAGUCGGGGUAUUUCAGUCCUCCCUCAUUCUCGACGAUUGAAAUUUUAAUGGACUCAAUAAUUCCCCAAUUUUUCGAAACGAGCAACAGUUGUUUAAACGACGUAGAAACAGAGCCUUCGCGAACAAUUCCCGAUAAAUCGUUCGUUCAUUAUAUCAAAUAUCAAUACGAAUAAAUCGAACGCCUUUAACCCCCGUCUAUAAUGGAAAUAACACGGAGGCAAGUAAUACAUCAAUAAAUCUAUGGUUACACUAUCGAGUAUCGCGGAGGUUUUCUAUCUCCUUCUUGUCCGAAGGAAACCGGAUCGUGCCGUCUUUUUUCGACGUCCUGCAAGUGUGAGCAGGCUGUGGGCAGGAAGCAGGAGGGUGUGUAAGGCCGCGAAAGAGCGAGCAAAGUAGCCAACCCAAGCAGAGGUAGCGCGCUCACCGCUUACCUGGCAGGUAGUUAGGUUCAUUCAGUGUAUUGCUUGCCACUGUUGAGCUUGAAGCAUCAACUCCCAACCGCUGAAGACUCACCCCAAUUUCCGUGAACGCUGUCAGUGCUCUCUCAAUCGAUAAGCAUAGAACAUCUAUAGUGUAUUUGCCGUGACAUCAGUCGACGAACCGUUUCGUCCGCGAUCUUUCUUCGGCAUUAACUGGGAUGAAAAGUCUGUUUUCGCGAUGUUGAUAUCGAACGGAACAACGUUGACGGGUGGUAGCGAUUAUUCUAGUGUUGGCGGACUGUCGGGCUGUUGUCCUGUUCCCGUCACCCCUUCCAGAGGGGCCAUCGUUAACUGGAAGAUGGAUCCUGUGGGUUUGACGACACCGAAUACUGCGCCAAUGUCGACACAGAUCUCGAUGCCGCCGACAGUGGCCUCAUCACCCUCAAUAUCUAGCUCGGUGGCACCUUCCACUCCCACAGGAACCGGUUCUCUAGGAGCUUCAGCCUUGAGAGAUUUAUAUGGAAGCGCAGUCUCAGCACCCGGUCAUCCCCUGGCUUCGCUGGUGUCACAACAGCGAUUCCUGGAGCUUUCUAGAUUUGGGCUGAGGCAUUACGACCUUGCUCAGCAUAUGUUAUCGCAACAAGGAGCAGUGACCAAAUUGCUAGGUACUUUGAGGCCCCCUGGUUUGAUCGGCGGAAGCAAACCAAAAGUAGCAACACCAGCAGUAGUAUCGAAAAUAGAACAGUACAAAAGGGAAAACCCCACAAUUUUCGCAUGGGAAAUACGAGAAAGAUUGAUAUCAGAGGGUGUAUGUACAAACGCAACAGCACCGUCGGUCAGUAGUAUAAACAGAAUUCUCCGCAAUAGAGCAGCAGAAAGAGCUGCUGCGGAAUUCGCCAGAGCCGCUGGUUAUGGAUUAUACCAUCCUCAUCCUUACGCUGCAGCGGCGUUCCCUUGGCAUUCUCCCCUUUGGCCUGCUGCUCCCUUGGCACUUCAGCCAUCAGGACAUGGUUCAACAGCGAUGGCUGGAUCCCCAGGAUCUUCUGGAUCACCGCAUCAGGACCGAAGCUUACUGAGCUCUUCCCCUGGUAAUAUGAUCGAUAACAAAGACGACUCCAGCAUGGACAGCUCCGAGCAACCUAAAUUCAGGAGAAACAGGACCACUUUCAGCCCUGAUCAACUUGAGGAACUCGAAAAAGAGUUCGAAAAAAGUCAUUACCCCUGUGUUUCUACGAGAGAGAGGCUAGCCUCCAAGACAUCAUUAUCGGAAGCAAGAGUACAGGUUUGGUUUUCCAACAGACGGGCCAAAUGGAGACGGCACCAACGUAUGAACCUGCUCAAAAGAUCUUCUCCCAAUACCCAGGGAAAUCAGUCCUCGAUAUACACAGGACGACUCACACCCUCCCCAAUCUACACAGGAGGUUCCACCCCUGGCUCACCCCACUCCACGUUGGUUCGAUCGACUGCUCCCGCUACUUCCCUAUUACACCAAAUGGGAGGGGAGAAUAGCGCCUUCAAAGCUCUGGUACCUAGCAACAAUUCGAAGGAAAAUGCAAGGCAAAUGAGCGAUUACUUGUCGGAUUCCGAAGAGGAGAUCAACGUGAACGACGAGUCGGACUUGGAGGACGCCGAAUCGAGAUUCUCCAGUCCUGUCGAAGUCGUAGAUUCACCAUCCAAAGAACAACCACCUUGUCAGCCACUUCAGCUCACGAUGCACGAUAGGGACUAACACGAAUUAGUUUCACGACAGUUUUCCACAACCAAAGCAAUAUGUAAUAGGUACUAAUUUAUAUUACAAGUGUACAUAAACUCUAUUGUUAAAUUUAAGUUAUUCAGACUGAUGUCAACUUGUUCCUUUACAACAAUACUAUGUACAUAUCUUUCGAAAUCAGUUGGGGUUGUGUACUUGAUCUAGUUAUCCGUAAAGCAAGUUUCUCUUUUCACCAAGUUGUGUAAGUGAUGCGCACAAAAAUGUUCAAAUAUAUUGUAUAUAUUCUCUUUUUUGAGGGACGUUGUACAUAAAGUUCCUUUGUUAUUGACAAUUGCAAAUAAAUCAGUUGAUGUAAUGUUAAGAAGAAUGAUAUUGGGGAAGUUGCCUCGAAAUACGAAAUAUUGUUAAGAAUAUUAAAAAAAGUUAUAAUAAAAA